AUGAUCCAAAUUGGUCAAUCGUCGAUAUCGUGCUCUAUGAUUGAUGCUGCUGAGUUUGAAGACAGUUCGGGAUUCUUGGUUACAUAACAAUCGUUCAGGGGUAUACAAAAUGUAUGCCAAGUAUGUUGAAGUUCUCACCAUACUAUUUAGAGAAGUUGUGUGCACAUCAACCUCGAGUUUUUUUCCCCCAAAUGAAAUCGAGCGAGAUGCCAUUUCCUUCCUCCAUUAUCGAGUGUAUCUACUGACCCGGACGAACGGGACAGCUGCAGUUGGACUACUAGUCGGAGCGUAGUCCGCGCCGGCCCCGGUCGGGACCUUGGGCGACGUGCUGGUAGUUCCUACACAGGUAUUUUACAGAAGGAACUGAGAAGUAUACAGAAUGUUAUCAUUAGACUCAUUGGCCGAUUUCCAGGAGACGUUCCUUGACUGGAUGUGUGGUGCCAAUGCGACCAAGCCUGACAUUGUACGUGACGGGCUCCAGGCAAACCCUGACCAAUUCUCAGACAUCUUUCAGAAGCUUCUCCUGAACACCUGUCUCAUUAACACUCUGAAAGCCGUCCCCCAUGCUCUCGCGAUAAUCAUCUUUCCCGUAGUCCUGAUUGGCACACGCUGUUGUGCCAGUCUCAAGGGGAUCGGUAAGGCCAGAUACCUCCUGAAGUUCCCCGGCCACGACUGGCGAUGGGUUUUCACAUUUAUCCUUGUCGGUGCAUUGAUAGGCAGUGUGGUGGAGGGCGUCUUAACUGAAAUCACAUUCCAUGGCAGUUCAACGAGACCGAGUCCUCAGCCUCAUUUGUACCUUCCGGAUGCCUGCGCGAUACUAGCUACCGUCUUGUCAAUCGUCUACAAUCAACAAAUGGAAGUCUGGCAACGGCCUCAGAUGGCCUGGCUGCUGUUCUUCUACUGGUUGGUGUCGCUAGCCGUCAACUCGCUCCGCCUGGUACACCUUGCAUAUCUCCAGAUAGCCAGGUUGACAAUUGUAACCUUUGAUAUGACUGUCAUCACCGCAUCACUACACGCUCUCCUUUUCCUGAAUGAAGUCAAUGUAAUAAGGUUGAAGAUUCUUUUCUGCAAGUCGCUAAGAAGAGACUCGAAAAUUUCAGAGAAGGAUGCAAGUGUGGCAGGUUCGGCUCUGCCAUCCGACCUUAAAGACCCUGAGAUGUUUUUCCUAGACGAGCAUUGCAGCAUGCUGUCUCGCAUCACCUUCUCCUGGUUGGGGCCCCUCCUGAAGAAGGGUUUCCAACGCCCCCUGGAAAUGAAAGAUCUGGGAUCCCUCCCGGAGAUUCACGGAGCGCGAUUCAACCACGAGAGAUUCACCAAAGUGCUUGAGGAAGAAAGAAGACGAGCAGCCCAUAGAGGCAGAGCCCUGCAGCUAUGGCGCGUGUGCAUGCGAGCCUACUGGUGGGACAUUGUGACCACGGGAGGCCUUCGCUUGGUAGCUGAGAUUGCUCGCUUCAUCAAUCCUCUCUGCAUCAGCGGAAUCGUUCUGUUUAUCACCGAGAAAGAGACCGAGAAGCGACAAAAAGAAGAGCCCCAUGUUCUCACUGUCCAGGAAUUCUUCUCCAAUGGUUUCGUUCUGGUUGGCCUGAUGUUCAUUGGCACUGUGAUCCGCUCACUGUGCAUGGCAACAUACAGGCACUGGAUGGUUCUGCUGUCCCAGCAUGCAUACAGUUCCAUUCAGACUGUUGUGUACGAGAAAUCCCUGCGUUUGAGGACAUUCUGCCAAGGCAAAGGCUCGCUGAAUGUCGGUCGGAUUACCAAUCAUAUGUCAACCGACGCUGAUAAUAUCUUUAACUUCUUCCUAUCAAUGCACCAGGCAUGGAUCAUGCCUACACUAGGAAUCCUAACUAUGACACUACUCUUCAUGGAGCUAGGCGCCUCAGCCCUGUUGUGUAUAGUUCUCAUGGCUGUCACGCUCUUUGUUCACCUCAAGAUAGCCUGCUUGACUGCACAUAUGCAGAAAAGAGUCAUGCUGUUCUCGGAUGAGCGUCUCAAGAAAUGCAAUGAGAUGUUCCAAGGAAUCAAACUGCUGAAGCUGUAUGGCUGGGAGAAACUCCACUGCAAAUCCAUCAAGAAGGUCAGGUCCAAGGAAUUGUGGGAAAUACUCAAGAUCAACAUCCUGCUGGCAACUUCAGGUCUUGUGACCUACAGCUUUCCCUUCUUUGUUACACUGACGGCAUUUGGAUCUUACACAAUCCUGAGUGGUGAACCAUUGACUCCCGAUGUCACCUUCUCAUCCUUUGCUCUCUUCAGCAUUGCUAUGACGGUCAUCUCCAAGCUCCCUUCCGCUUUGGCAUCCUACGUCAAUGCUUUGAUUAGCUCAAGGAGAUUGCAGGACUUUUUGUCUGCCCCUGAGGUUGAGAAGAGGUUUGAGGAUGGAUCAGAUGACAUUGGUGAUGCCAGAGGACCAUUGUCUCCCGUAUACGAAGAAGUAAAUACUUUUGACGAUGUGACCAUCAAGCACAGCCGACGGUUUCUGGCCCGCAAGCGUCGCGAGAGUGACACCGGAGGGCUCUUACCGGCCACGCCCCUGCCCCUCAAAAAGGACUCCAUCCCUAGCCCCUCCCCAUCCUCCACGUCACCAAGUGAUCAAGACAGUGAUAAUAAGAGGAUUAACAUUGAUGGGUUGCCUAGCAAUGUGGCUGUCAAGAUUGAGAAUGGUAGUUUUUCCUGGGAUCUUGACCGCAAUGUGCCAGUUAUAUCAAACAUCAACGUAGAGAUUCCUGCAGGGAAGUUGACGGUGAUUAUUGGGCCUCUCGGAGGCGGUAAAUCGUCGCUCGGCCAAGCCAUUCUGGGAGAAAUGAGGACCCUAUCUGGUUCCGUCAAAUUCAGAAAGAAGAAGAAUACCAUAGCAUUCGCUGCCCAGAAGCCCUGGCUCAUUAAUGGAUCACUGAGGGACAACAUCCUGUUUGGUCAGCCCUACCACGCCAAAAGGUAUCAGAAGGUUCUCAAGGCGUGCGCCCUGCAGACCGAUAUCGAGAUCCUUCCGGCCGGGGACUUGACUGAAAUUGGUGAGAAGGGACUGAAUCUGAGUGGUGGGCAGAAACAACGAGUCAGUAUCGCUAGGGCUAUUUACUCGGAACGCAGCAUUGCGGUCAUGGAUGAUGUGUUGUCUGCUCUGGACAUGCGCAUUGGCACGCAGGUGUUUGAAGAAGGCAUCGUGAGAAUGAUGCGAAGGUCUCGCCAGACAGUCAUUCUCAUCACACAUCAUCUGCAGUGCUUGCACAAAGCAGACCACAUCAUAGUGAUGAAGGAUGGCAAGAUCAGCAGGCAGGGGACCCGACAAGAAAUUGCCCGCCUGGACCCUGAGCUGUACUGCCGAUGGAAGAGGGCGGUGCAUCUGGUCAGCGAGUCGGAGACUGAGUCAGAGGUGGAAUCGGAGACGAUGAGAGAAGAGAGACAGUAUCUACUCAAGCAGGUCUCCAUGCAGCAGAUGGAGGGGGAGGAUAAGAGUAAACCAGGAUCCAAGGACGGGACGUUCACGCAGGCUGAAGACCGUGAGAUCGGCCCAGUGUCGUACAGGGUGUACCUGUACUACCUGCGAGCUAUAGGGCUGAAGGCUAUGGCUUUGAUCAUAGCCACCUACCUGAUGAGAGAGUCGCUGAGAAUGAGUGCCAACUUCUGGCUGUCCAGUUGGUCAACGGCCGGCUUACAGGCCAAGCAGACGGGUGUAGAGGCUGAGUCCAUGACCCUGCCCUAUCUGACAGGCUACACCGUCAUCGUCAUUGGUUGUAUCUUGGCUGCCAGUCUAGCCAACUCCAGCUUAGUCUACUCCAUCAUAGCCGCCGCUAAGCAUCUUCACGCAGGCAUGCUGAGCAACAUCAUCAGAGCUCCAAUGAGGUUCUUUGAUACCACACCCGUGGGCCGGAUUCUGAACAGAUUCUCCUGUGAUACCGCCAUCAUUGACCGGUCCAUCAUCGAGACAGCGGACAACGUUCUCUUCUAUCUUCUGUCCUGUAUCUCGGCUCUUAUCAUCAACAUCAUCGUCAUGCCAAUGUUUGCCGUCGCCUUCCUGCCGGUCUUACUGGGCUUCAUUGGUCUGCAGAAAUACUUCAUUGCAAGCGGGAGAGAGUUGAAGCGUCUGCAGAGCAUCUCCAAGUCACCGGUGGUAGCCCACCUGACCGAAACAUGUGACGGACUCUCCACGAUCAGAGCUUACAGAGCUGAGCGACGUUUCUUGGAUGUAGCCCAGCAGAGAGUGACGGCCAACACGACGGCAUUCACCUAUCUGUGGUGCACCUAUCGCUGGAUUGGAGUCAGAAUGGACAUGCUUGGUUCAUUGCUGGUGUUAUUUGCAAGUGUUGGAACCAUGUGGUGUGCGAUAUACAGCGAUCUGGACCCCAGCCUAGCUGCUCUGGCCAUAACGGACAUACUACGGGUCUCCAGCCAAGUGAACUGGUUGGUGCGUUACACCACGGACACGGAGAUCCAGAUGAAUUCAGUGGAGCGUGUCAAGCAUUACAGCAGCUUAGCCAACGAGCUCUACGACGGUACCGACCCUCCGCCCGAUUGGCCAGACAAGGGUCAGGUGACAUUCAGCAACGUAUCGCUGCGAUAUGCUCAGGAGCUGCCAGUCGUGGUGGAGGGAGUGGAUGUGGAAUUCCAACCUGGAGAGAAGGUUGCACUGUGUGGCCAGACUGGAAGUGGAAAGACGUCCCUAGCAUUGUCGCUCUUCAGAAUCCUGGAGAUUUGUCAAGGUCAAAUCCUAAUUGAUGGCAUAGACAUCACAACAGUACCAGUUGAAGUUUUACGCCAGGCACUGUCAAUCAUUCCACAGGAUCCUGAACUCUUUACAGGCACAAUCAGGAGAAACUUGGAUCCUGAAGGGCGGAGCUCCGACAUUGAGCUUUGGGUUUCUCUUGAAAUCGCUCAACUUAAGCAUGUGGUGUCUGGCCUACAGAAGGGAUUGGAUUCGGAGGUAGCAGAGGGAGGCGAGAACUUCAGCGUAGGGCAGCGUCAGCUGUUCUGCCUGGCUCGUGCCUUCUUGAGAAAGUCUCGCAUUCUUGUCAUGGAUGAGGCUACGGCUUCCAUGGAUAUAGACACGGAUAAGAUUUUGCAGGAAGUGGUUGCAACCACCUUUGCCGAUCGCACCAUCUUGACCAUCGCUCAUCGCAUUUCCACCAUCAUGAACUUUGACACGGUCUUGGUUCUCAGUGACGGCAAGAUCAUCGAGCAGGACUCACCCAUGAACUUGAUAGGCAAGGAGGACAGCGUGUUUGCAUCACUGGCAAGGGGGAAUGAGUAGUGAUGAGUUACGUCGUAACUCACUAGUCAUGAGUAGUGACUAUAGCAGUGAGCUUUUAUGGCCAGUUUAUAGUCGGUCGCGCAAUAGUUGCACAAUGAUCACGCAACUGAAAAACUGACGCCUGAUCAUCUUACAUACGGUUCAGUUGUUGCUGUAGCCCCAGCGACUUGUGGGCAAAGGACGCUGACGACGUCACUACAGAGUUCAAAUAAUUAAACUUUGACACGGCCGCUGACCUCACUUUUCUGUAUUGAGCCAAUAGGAUUGCUCAAUCUGUAAGAAAUAAUGAAUAUGCAAAUGGUACAGAUUAAUAUCGAACAAAAUAAAUGACCGUGUUGUUGUAAAGCAAUUUCUGGAUAUUUUUGCUGUUUGACAGGCUAACAGGAACAAAAAUAAUCAGAACUUUUUUGUAAACAUUCUUCUUAUUAAUUCGUUGAAAGCAAAUUUCUACGUGAUGCUGAGACAAAAUGGUCAGUAAACAUCUGUAAAUUUCGUUAUUUAUGUGACUUUUUCAGUGUAUUUAUUUUUGCUGUAAAAGGUCUCUCCAGUAGCCAAAAUGGUGCGUGGAAGGUUUUGAGAUUUAGUAAAUGAUAAUACAUUGUAAAUGUGCUAUUGAUUAAUUAGUUGUUUCAAUCUGUUAUUGUUGAUGAUUGAAGAUCAAAUAUGCAAAUAUAAGAAGAAUAUGCAUAUAUUUUGUUAUAAAAAAGCUGGAAUAUAUUAAUGCCAAUAUAUUUUGAUAAAACAGUAUUUAUUUUUGCUUAUUUUUCAGGUUUAUCGAUUAUGCUUAAAAUGAAUUUGUGCGGUAGUUGUACAAAUUGGAUAAUUGUAUCAAUCAAGACUAUCAAAGUUUCAAAAGUGUGUGAAAAGUCCCUAAACUAUAAAAGAAUGAACAGUUCGAAUAUUAAAGAAAGCAGCAGAAGGUCAUUGUUUUAAGAUGAUAACUUGUUCGGCUGUGAGAUUUGUUCUUUAUUACAGUAAUCAUUAAAAUCAAAUUAAAACAAAAGAA
Molecule: messenger RNA, 6248 nt
Organism: Patiria miniata (bat star)
Lineage: Eukaryota; Metazoa; Echinodermata; Asteroidea; Valvatida; Asterinidae
Product: ATP-binding cassette sub-family C member 9-like
Exons: 32
Coding region: 380-5242 (1620 amino acids)
Biological process (GO): transmembrane transport
Cellular component (GO): membrane
Molecular function (GO): ATP hydrolysis activity; ATP binding; ABC-type transporter activity
Source: RefSeq, a predicted model, not a curated record